Pocillopora damicornis (cauliflower coral) is the source of this 543-nucleotide messenger RNA. RefSeq lists its product as uncharacterized. Gene Ontology annotation, molecular function: protein binding. The record is from RefSeq and is a predicted model, not a curated record. NCBI's taxonomy places the organism in Eukaryota, Metazoa, Cnidaria, Anthozoa, Scleractinia, Pocilloporidae.
GUCAUUUGGGGUGCGUCGAGAAGCUCCUGGAACAUGGAGCUGAUGGUGAGAUGCGCAUGGCAGGAGGAUGGACGCCAGCUCACUGUGCUGCUGAACAUGGCAGCGCGGCAAUAUUGCAGGCUCUUGCUGAAAAUGGGAUUAGUGUAACAAAAAAGGACAACACUGGAGACACACCGAAACGAGUCGCACAGAUCUAUGGGCACAAGGGCUGUGUAAAAUUUUUUGAAAGAUUAGAAAAUAAAUUUAAAGAAGAAAAAGCAAAUGGGUCGGAAACUGAGGAUGAAAGCAGGACGACCACGCCCAUCUUCAACCUCGAUACGAUGAAGAGGCUCGAGACAGAAGCAGAUUCCCAAACGGGACAGUCAGCAAUGGAAGGAGAAACAAGUGAGGAGGAAAUUGAAAACAAUCACAACUCAAGGGUCACAUUUUUAUUGACAUGAAACAGAAGUGUGAUACAAUCUUCGUGCAUGGUAAUUCUGGGGACUAUAGUUUUGAAACCUCUCCUCAAGAAAACUCAAUUUGGAAACUUGGAAGAGAGAAAAA